AAAAAAUUUUACGCCAAAACAAAAGACUUAAGCGACAAACUGGCAUCAUUUAUGCUAUGUAUUCGCUUAUAUUAUUAUAUUAUUCAGUCGGAAGGCAAUUAGGCUUACUCAAAAGACAUUCUUCUGUAGUUUUUAGAAAUAAUAGUUUCAAAAUGAAGGAAUCUUACAUCAAGUAGCCCUAUUUGGUUGGAGAGAUAUUUUUAUAGUUGAAACAAUUUUAGUUGACAUUACAUUUCGUUAUUUAAAAUCUUUAUUGCAAUAAUAUAUAUGUAAAUAAAAUGUUUUCGAUUUGCCUCAAAGCUUUACAGCUGCAAAUCCAUUUCAUAUCGUACUUUUAAAUAGAAUAAAACAAACCGAUUUUUCAUCUGUACAGUUAACCAAGCACGGAGUGUUCUACAGCAGGAGCAAAACAGUUUCUCGAGGAGAUCAAAAGCAAACCACAAAAGCACCGUUUAUUUCAAUGUCGAAUCAUCUCUAAAUGAAAUCGUUGAUUGCAUUUUUUGCUCGGAUUGCCGAUUCAAGCACUUUCCGUCGUGCAAAAAUGAAAUGCACGACUUAAUUUAUUACACAAUAAAAAUUUAAGCAUUUUUUGAAAACGUUACAAAAUUGCAGCCACAUUUAACAGAUUAAAAGAAAAAAGUAAAACGGCUUUCAUUAAUCAAAUAACUGCCAACUGCUCAGACAAGCAAAUUGAUAAAUAAAUUUGCUGCUAAAACCGCACAUUUAAUUUAUCCACGAGCUAUGCGAUGGAAAGCGAUUUGUUUUGGUUUUUUUUCGCUUUUUGCUUGUACUUAAACACAUUACCAAUUAUAAACCUUUUUGAAAUAGACUUAUUGAUACACAGGCCUUUAGAAAUUUGCAUUAAUAAUACAAUAGUGUAAGUAUAAACAAAUUUUACCAAUGCCAGAGAGAGUGAGAACUAUUGCUGAUCAAUCGAGUGAUAGUAGCCUUUUCAACCCACUUAACGCUCACUUGUUCACCUGCUGGCACCAAAAUCUGUCAACGGGUUAAGAUCUUUGCCAUUGGCAGUGGCAAUAGCGUUUGCCGGGUUUAUAAACAGCUGGCCGAAUACUGGUUGGAUUCAAUCGUGCAAAAGUUGCUGCGCAGAGAAGACGUCUUCCUUUUGUGUUUUGUACUGAAAAGAAUUUAAACAAAAAACAAAAAAAAAAUUGAGGUUUCAAUAGUCUGAAAAGAGUGCAAAGCAAACCGAGCAGCUGAAAUAAAGAGAGUGUUAAAAAACAACUCUCAUUCGAUAUGUGGAAGAUUCUAUUGGUUUGCAUUGUCGCAGUUUUCGUAAUGAACGCGGACGGAGCACGCAAUAACAAGCGAUAUGCCGGCGGAUAUGCAGGUAGUAGCGCUGGCAGUUAUGCUGGAGCAGGUGGUAGCGCCGGAGGCUAUGGCGGUGGUUAUGACGAUUACGAUUACGGAUAUGCGCCCGAUUUUGGUUUUAUAGAUCCAUACUUAUUCCAUCAACAGCUGACUGCGCAAAUUCUUGCCAAUCAGGCCACACAACAUCACGCUAUUGCUUCGGUUUAUUCUUCCGGCCAAGCUAUGGUCACUGCUGAUGCAUCUCUUUUGCCUGACGAUAAACGUAUUCAGCAACAAAUCGCUCAACAACAAGCUUACUUCCAAAAUGCUUACCCUCCCACCUACUAUGGUGGUGGCAAUAGGUACGGAACAACAAAUCGUUACGCACCCAAUCAUGCUAUCGCUGCAGCAUCCAUAGGACCUGGUGGAUCUUAUCACACUGCCAAUAUCAGUCCAGCAAAUCCGGAUGUUCCGAAUAUAACCAAUCGUUUUGGUGGACCAUCGUCACCGGGCGGCUACAAAGGUGUUUCGGUUAGCUCUUUUUCGAGUAGCUCAGACAUUAAUGGUCAGAAGUCAAGUCAGCGUGGCGCACAGACCACAAUCAAUGACAAUGGCAAAAUCACCACAUACAGGGUGCAAUCUUAAAUUCUACGAGAUACUUAUAAUAUAUUUUUUUUAUAUUAAAUAUAAAGCAAUACACUAUAAGUAUUUAUUAUUAAUUGUGUAGCUUUGUAGAGAAAUAUUUGUGAAUGUAUCUUAUUGGGGUAGCUUUAAGCUUCAAAUCAUUAUUUAUGUCGGGCAGUCUUGAAAUACACAUACGUACAUUGUGAAAAAAGUAUUUUUAUGUCAUAGGUACAUGGUGCAUAUUACUCUGGCCUAUUCUAUGUAUUUAGUAAAGUUGAAGCGAUGGCUGUAAACUAACUUUUGAUCUAUGCAGGAAGCAAUAUUAAAAAACCAAUUUUUGUUUUACCAAAA
This is a messenger RNA of Bactrocera oleae (olive fruit fly), 2283 nucleotides long. RefSeq lists its product as uncharacterized. The record is from RefSeq and is a predicted model, not a curated record. NCBI's taxonomy places the organism in Eukaryota, Metazoa, Arthropoda, Insecta, Diptera, Tephritidae.